AUGCCUCCAUCGGUCCCGGACAAGAUUCCAUGCCACUCUGCGAAAGACUUGCGUUAUGCUCUUGACCCACUUCGUCCGUUGCAAGAGCAACUCGAAACUGAAGAAAAUUGGGACAAAAUAUCUCGUGCAAUCCAAACCAUAGCCGCCUUGACACGGGGUGGUGCGGCUGAGCUAGAUGCUGAAUACAUAAAGGAGAUUCGCGGGUUCUCAACAUUGAUACUAAAUAGUAUGAACUCUGAACGUACCCGGCUUGCUAACAUCGCUGUCGAUCUAUUUACGUCAUCUUACCCCCACUCGGCAGCAAAUUCGAGCCAUUUAUCGUCUUCGUCUCUCGCGCAACGACCGGUUUACACGCAAUCAUUUCGCAUUGCCCUCAUCCCAGAAUACUCGUGGAGCUACGACUGGGAUUGGUCGAUACCUACGUUUGCCGCAAAAGCUGGGGACGUAGAAAUUGUAAUACGUACCUUUGGAACUGAUUCCAAUGUGGACGUACGAAAAAUCACCAGGCAAAUAUUUGAUCAAUACAGGCAGGAAUUCCCCGAUCGUGUGGACAGCUUCCUUGAACCUCUUACUCCUGUCAUCAAACGAUAUUUAGAUAUCAAGGCCAAGUCCUCACAAGACAAGGCUGGACCAGCUCCCAGAAAGCAGGCUCCGGUUCCUGCUCCCCAAUUUAAGGCUGUUGUAUCUGCACCUGCGCCUGUGCCUGCGCCCGUCCCAUCUGCUCAAGAAGUUCCUGUUCAAAUUGUCGAGGAACAACCUCGACCGAAGAUGACCCGCGUCGGAGUGGGAAGACCAGGACCAUCGCGGGCUCCAGUUGUUGAUUCUCACACACAGGCACCAUCCGCUCCUACACACUCUCGCAUCGUCUCUGGGCCUGAACGUAUCAUGACACAAGUAACUCGAGAUCACACACAAGAUGUACAUGCCACUGCUGGCCCUAUGCGUACUACUGUUGCCCAAAGUUCAUCUUCUGCGCCAGUUGUGAGGUCUGUGAGCUCCAGCGGGCCUUCUCGGAUGCGUGUGGAGCAGCCUGUUGCAGCUUAUCCAUCUAGUGCUUUUGACAUCCAACCCUCGAGCUCUGCUCAGCCCCCUGCUGAAUCGGGGCGCCGUUUCCGUCCUGUGCGUGCGCCAAUGGAUCCAUCGCAAAUGCCUCAACGUGUGGCAGUUCCGCCGCCCGUUCCGAAGCCAACAGUAGAAUCCAAGAAGCCGAGCGGUCCAACCCGUGUCAACCUCGGAGCAGGCGUACGAAAUGUUAGCGGUCCUACGGUAGCACCCCCUGCUCGAGUUGCGAGUGUGACCGUUAAGACGGAUCAUCCACUAGGAACUAACCUCACGGCACCCAGCCUGUCUCCUAACACUGAUGAACCCCAAACAAAGGCAUCCUCUUCUGCACCUGCGCCCACGAGUAGCUCUAUUCAAGUAUCGAUACCAGGAGAGCCAAACCCGUCUCUCCCCUCACCAGCGUCCGCUCCUGUUCCUUCCUCUGCUCCUGCUUCUCGGCCCGCGUCUACGAUACCCGCCGACUCUCGUCCACCUUCCGUAGCUUCUAAUAGAUCCAAGGCACCGACUACUACGUCGACAUCUACCGAAAGUCACCUAAGCUCUGUCAAGAAUGCUACUACUGCCACGGCUCCGGCUAAGCCCACUCUGACUACAUCCAAAUCCGCCCCUAUUACCACCAAAGUUUCUGCGCUCAUUAAACGUGGAAAUCCUUACGCUCCCCCACCAUUCGUCCCCAAAAGAGCGCCCGCUUCCGGCGGUGUAGGCGCUGGUACCGCCAGUCAGAUGGCUCGGCAACGUGAAGCUAUCGCAGCUCGGGAAAAGAGAGAGGCAGAAGAAGCGACAAAGAAGUCCAAGAAAGAAGCCAGAGAGGGCAAGAAACCGGCCAGUACCGACGGAGCUACCUCUACCCGCUCCCGGCCUGCGUCAUCCCAGGCUGGUACUUCUCGAAAUCCGCCCGCCGCUCCUCGCAAACGGACUGUCUCGACUAGAGCAAAGCCCCCAGGUGGACCUCCAAAGGUUGACCUGAAGACGAUUGAGCCUGAGAUGAUUGCGGCUGUAUGCGCACCUCUGCCAGGAUCCCCAACCCCACUCGCGAUUCGAGAAACGCCUCUCCCCCCAUCGCCAGUUGAGAACGCCCACAGCCCGAAUCACGUCGACGCGGAAGUCAUGGUCCUCGACGACGGGGUUGAAGGAGACGUAGAAAUGCAGCAGGUAGAUCAGGAGCCUUCCAACGAGGAACCAAACUCUAUUGAAACAGAAGGUACAACAUCAACUAAGCAGGAAAUAGUCGUCCCUGCUCCGGAGCCAGAGCCAGAACGUGUAGUUAUUGAAAUAUCCGAUGACAGCUCUGAGGUCGAUAUGGAUGAACCCCAUCAUGAAGAUGAGCUUGCGGCCCACACCGGCGCUGAGGCCACUGAGCAAGCUGUUCAAACACCGCCAUCACGCACAACCCCUAUUUCUAUUAUCGAUCAGACUCCCGUCCCUGCGGGUACAACACCUCCAAUGCCCCCUACCGGAUUUGCUUUUCAUCCUCAACUUGCACAGCUAAUGGCUCUCCCUCCCCGACCUGUCCAAGAGGAAGAUGAUUUCUUGGUAGAUUUGUCGUCUCCUCCGCCAAAGGAACGCCCUAGCGAAAAGGAAGGCUCGAACCGAAUGGUUCUCACGGACCGGGGUAAUACCCACACAUAUCUCAGCCAGUUUACUCAAGAUUUGAUGUCGCUGAGCGGAUUAUAA
Messenger RNA from Rhizoctonia solani, 2736 nucleotides. RefSeq names its product CLASP amino-terminal protein. The record is from RefSeq and is a predicted model, not a curated record. NCBI's taxonomy places the organism in Eukaryota, Fungi, Basidiomycota, Agaricomycetes, Cantharellales, Ceratobasidiaceae. The coding region runs from base 1 to 2736 and encodes 911 amino acids. The transcript is spliced from 6 exons.